AUACCGCCUUAAAUGUCAAAAAUCUAAAGCAAUACAUACGAUACAUACACACUGAAUUGAAAAUCUUUCUGUUUCUGUGAAGUUAUAAUCAAAUAAGAAAAAAUAAUUAUGGAUGACCCGGAGUUAGACAAGAUUAGACAACAGCGAUUGGCUCAACUUCAGGCUCAACACGGGGGGACAGGUGAUCCGAAUCAUGCUAAACAACAGGAAGAAAGGAUGCAGGCAAUGGAAGAAGCCAAACACACAAUACUUGCACAAGCACUUAGUCAAGACGCCAGAGCCAGACUGAACACAAUUAAGCUGAGUAGACCAGAAAAGGGUGCCAUGGUUGAAAAUAUGAUCUGUAGAAUGGCCCAAAUGGGUCAAGUUCGCAAUAAAAUUACAGAACCAGAACUAAUACAACUCCUAGAGUCGCUGAACCAACAAAUGCCUAAAUCUUCAAGCACUGUGAAGUUUGACAGAAGGAGGGCCGCUCUUGACUCAGAUGAUGAUGAUUUCUAGCACUGCUUAAUUAAGUUUUCUCAUGUCAUAACACUUAUACUGCAAAGUCUUAACAAGAUAUUAAAUGCUUAUUUAUAUGUAA
This is a messenger RNA of Helicoverpa zea (corn earworm), 583 nucleotides long. RefSeq names its product programmed cell death protein 5 (gene PDCD-5). The transcript has 3 exons. The record is from RefSeq and is a predicted model, not a curated record. Gene Ontology annotation, molecular function: DNA binding. NCBI's taxonomy places the organism in Eukaryota, Metazoa, Arthropoda, Insecta, Lepidoptera, Noctuidae. Gene Ontology annotation, cellular component: nucleus; cytosol. Bases 109 to 501 code for a protein of 130 amino acids.